Molecule: messenger RNA, 960 nt
Organism: Leptosia nina
Lineage: Eukaryota; Metazoa; Arthropoda; Insecta; Lepidoptera; Pieridae
Source: the annotation of a GenBank genome assembly
AUGGAAGAUAAGGCGUCGUUAAAGGAACUCGAUCAAUGGAUAGAACAACUAAAUGAAUGCAAGCAAUUGACAGAAAACCAAGUGAAAACGUUAUGCGAUAAGGCAAAAGAAAUUCUAACGAAAGAGUCGAAUGUCCAAGAAGUGAAAUGUCCAGUGACCGUGUGUGGAGACGUCCAUGGGCAGUUCCACGACCUCAUGGAGCUGUUCCGCAUCGGUGGCCGAUCUCCCGACACCAACUACCUGUUCAUGGGUGACUACGUUGACCGCGGUUACUAUAGUGUGGAGACAGUAACAUUGCUCGUUGCACUUAAGGUUAGAUACCGUGAGAGAAUAACGAUCCUCCGAGGUAACCACGAGUCCCGCCAGAUCACACAAGUGUACGGGUUCUACGACGAAUGCCUCCGCAAAUACGGCAACGCGUCCGUCUGGAAGCACUUCACGGAUCUAUUCGACUUCCUGCCGCUGACGGCCCUAGUGGACAGCCAGAUAUUCUGCCUGCACGGGGGGCUCAGCCCGUCUAUAGACACCUUGGACCACAUUCGCGCGCUCGACCGCGUGCAGGAGGUGCCCCACGAAGGACCCAUGUGCGAUCUCCUCUGGAGUGACCCUGAUGAUAGAGGCGGAUGGGGUAUAUCGCCGCGAGGCGCCGGCUACACCUUCGGCCAGGAUAUCUCGGAGACCUUCAACCACAGCAAUGGGCUGACGUUAGUAUCGCGCGCUCACCAACUCGUCAUGGAGGGCUACAAUUGGUGCCACGACCGCAACGUGGUCACCAUCUUCUCAGCGCCCAACUACUGCUACAGAUGCGGCAACCAAGCCGCUAUUAUGGAAUUGGAUGAUGCGCUUAAGUACUCGUUCCUGCAGCUACUACGGAGCCGUAUUCCCAGCAAAACUGGAUCAAGAUCGCCGCCCAGCUCCGCCACAUACACCUGCGCGCGCGCAUCCUUACCGUCAUCCUAA